Messenger RNA from Conger conger (European conger), 2339 nucleotides. It is a transcript of the gene mtf2, whose product is annotated as metal response element binding transcription factor 2. Lineage: Eukaryota; Metazoa; Chordata; Actinopteri; Anguilliformes; Congridae. Gene Ontology annotation, cellular component: nucleus. Gene Ontology annotation, biological process: chromatin organization; regulation of DNA-templated transcription. The transcript is spliced from 16 exons. The coding region runs from base 263 to 2134 and encodes 623 amino acids. The record is from RefSeq and is a predicted model, not a curated record. Gene Ontology annotation, molecular function: chromatin binding; DNA binding.
UUCUGCCGUUUACAGGUUGGGUUCUUCCCACAAUGCAACCGAAUCUCUCAGCGGGAAACCAAAAUGGCGAAUACGCUGGGAGAGAACGACUCGUUUGUAAUUUUCUAAAAAAAAAUAUUUUCGAGCUCGUGAAACCGAAGAGAAAGGAUCUGCGGGUUUAUCAAUAUAAACAUAAGACUGCGCGUUGAGGAGAAGACCACGAUUAUCGGUUAAGGCCGAUUUCUUAAAUAUAUGAAACAUUUUGACCCCCUGAAGUGACCGAAUGAGAGACGCAACGGGUGCAGCGAACUUGUCUGACCACCAGAAAUCGCAUUCCCAUCGACUAAACAAGUCGCCUGCGUCCCCGGCCAAACUCUCUUUCAAGGAUGGGCAACGGGGCACCACGAAACUUGCGAGCAAAUUUGAAGAGGGACAAGAUGUCCUAGCUCGCUGGUCGGAUGGCUUGUUUUAUCUGGGAACUAUCACGAAGAUAAACAAACAAAACCAGAGCUGCUUUGUUGUUUUUGAAGAUCGUUCCAAAUCCUGGGUUCUUUGGAAGGACAUUCAAACGGUUGACAGACCUCAGGGUUUCUGGCCUUACACAAACUGUAAGUUGCACCAGGCGUCCGGGGACGAGAUUAGGGAAGGGGGCAGCGGAGGUGGUGAGAUGGUCUGUACGAUAUGCCAGGAUGAAAGCUCCGAGCCUCCCAACGAGAUCGUCAUCUGUGACAAGUGUGGCCAAGGCUAUCACCAGCUCUGCCAUGCUCCCAACAUUGACUCCAGUGUGAUUGCUUCCAACGACAAGUGGCUCUGCCGGCAGUGCGUGUUUGCUACGACGACGAAGAGGGGCGGUGCGCUGAAGAAGGGCCCGCACGCCAAAGCGCUACAGGAGAUGAAGCAGUCGCUGCCCUACGCCCUGGAGGACCUGGUGUGGGACCAGGGCCACAAGACAAAUGUCCAGCAGUGCUACUGCUACUGUGGGGGCCCCGGAGACUGGUAUCUGAAGAUGCUGCAGUGCAGCAGGUGUAAGCAGUGGUUUCACGAGGCCUGCAUUCAGUGCUUUCAGAAGCCCAUGCUCUUUGGAGACAGGUUCUAUCUAUUUAUUUGUUCAGUUUGCAAUUCUGGACCAGAGUACCUCAAACGUCUACCUUUAAGAUGGGCAGACAUUGUACACCUGAGCCUAUACAAUCUGAGCGUCAUUCACAAAAAGAAAUACUUUGACUCGGAGUUGGAGCUAAUGGCAUACAUCAAUGAGAACUGGGAUCGACUGCAGCUUGGAGAGCUUGGAGAAACCCCUAAGCCAGACCGUUACGGCAGCAUUCUUGAAGCACUGAAUAAUAACCACACCAUGUUCAUGUCAGGGAAGGAGAUCAAGAAGAAGAAGCACCUAUUUGGGCUGAGGAUCCGCUUCCCCCCGGCGCCCCAGAACACCGACUCCAGGCUGGACCGCGAGCCUGAGAAGGCCUCCCACGAGAUCAAGAUCAAAGGCCGCAAGUCCACCAAGCCCAUCCCAGAGCCCAGUGAGCUGAGCAACGGAGUAGUGAAGAAAGGAAAGAGGAAGCACACAAGCUGCCACUCCUACGAGACUCUGGCCAAGCUGAGGAGAUCGAGUGACCUCCCCACCCAGGAUAAUGAAAUUCCACCAGCAGUGGAGAAGCAUGCAUUGGACCUACUGGCUUCGAAGAGCAGCCGAAGUGAUAAAUCUGUGCCGUCUUCAAGUACCUCAGACGUGGAGUCCAUCAGUGCCACGAGCACCACUGAAACUACCUCAACAAGCCUUUCCAGACAGUCCAGCCUGUGCAGCUCGAGCAGGACCCGCACCGGCCGCCUGUGGCCAAUCACGCAGCCUUCCGCCCUGAGGAGGGGGCGGAGGCGGGGCCGCCCGCGACGGGCGCUGCAGCCGCCCAACCCGGAGAUCCCGGCGGCCGUGCCCGAGCCGGCCGAGCCCUGCCCCCUGCCGGGCCUCCACACGGACAUUGUGCACAGCCUGGACCAGGAGAGCCAGCUCAGCCACCUCAAGAGCUCCAUCACCAGCUACUUCGGGGCGGCCGGCCGCAUGGCCUGCGGGGAGAAGUACCGCGUGCUGGCCCGCCGCGUCACGCUGGACGGGAAGGUCCAGUACCUGGUGGAGUGGGAGGGCGUCACCGCCUCGUAGGCUCAGUGUCCGCGACGGGGGGGGUCACGCCACGGGAGGGUCACGCCACGCCACGGGAGGGUCACGCCACGCCACGGGAGGGUCACGCCACGCCAGCCCCAGAACGGGACGAGCCGCCUCGUCCUGUCAACCGGCCGCUGAGCGACACGUUCAUACAGCUGGCUUCGUCCAUUUCGGGGUUUGGCGUGGCCUGACUUUUCCAUCG